Messenger RNA from Fusarium poae, 1986 nucleotides. RefSeq lists its product as uncharacterized. NCBI's taxonomy places the organism in Eukaryota, Fungi, Ascomycota, Sordariomycetes, Hypocreales, Nectriaceae. Bases 1 to 1986 code for a protein of 661 amino acids. The transcript is spliced from 7 exons. The record is from RefSeq and is a predicted model, not a curated record.
AUGUCGCAAACCAUAAGCUGGUGUAGUAUCGAGAGCCCUGUUCCAGGACUCUUGACUUCCCAAGGAAAUGAGGUCACCUAUUAUUCACAAACCUGCGUUGAGAUCGUUGAGAUUGUCCCUUUUGAGAAGACUGACAUGGUGAUACGGCCACGCCGCGACGCGGACACGGUGGCAAGACCUCGAAAACCCUUGAAGAAGGUUAUGUCCCAGAUCUCACCGUUGUCAACGCAAUGGCUAAUCUUCCGGGAAAAAAUUCGGGCAGCCUCGCCUGAAGAACAGCGUCAAUUCUUCCAACUCUGCGCGGCCUUUGCUCCUGAGCAUGGUAAACGAACAGACGAAGAAUGGCGAGAUUUCAUUGGACGUCUGCCACUAACAGUAACGUACCCUCCAUCACCCGUGCUACUUCAUCUGUCCUUCGAAGCUCUCCGUGCGAGCUGUGCAGGAUCACAUCCCCCUUCUGACCCUAGGCUCCUCCAAAGAUCUGCAAACGAUAACUUAGCUGAACUAAGGAAGCUUCUUGGCGCAACGGAACACAUAUCGUGCAACAGAUUAGCCUUAGAGGAUCGAAUCGUUUGCGCUGUGCCGAUCGGAUUCGUCGAAGAGGUGUACAAGAGUUUGCCGAUUGCCUUGAUCAACGACUUGCCGUUCGAGACAGUCUCACGCGCUCUGAAUGUGAUUGAUAAUAUGGAACUUUGUACGCAUAAACCAGAGAAUAAGUUCCGAGUGCUUCUCUGGCAAUGUGCAGUCUCGCAAGAGGAUAGCAAUUCGUUUCGCAAUUGGAUGGCCUCUGAAGAGGGCAAGCGUCACUAUCUCAAAGCCAAAGACAGUUUAUGCCAACUUCUCACUGGAGAAGAAUUUGAGUUGUCUUUAACGACUUUGCGAUGCUACGAACUGGUUCUUGGUGACGACAGUUGGUGGGGAGAUGGAGAUAACGACGACUCAAGGCCUGUGGACGAGACAUGGCCUGUGGGCGAGACAUGGAUCGCUUCAUUCACAGCGCACCAGGGUGGAUCCGUACAACGACCUCGGCCGAACUUAUGGCAAAUAGUGGGCUCUUCUUUCAAGCUCGCCUACAGCAAAAUCUAUCCCUCAACUGCUCUCCGCUGGUUGGAUACGGUCCUGGAUGAAAGGUCUUCCUCAGAUGGGUUGGUCCAGACAUUCUGGGAACGCCCACUGGGUAUUAUGGUCCCUAUGGACAGAUCUCUGAGAGAACUGAGCUCCCAAAGCCACGCCGGAACCUAUAUUGAGCAAUUAAUUCGUUGGAUGUCAGAUGCCCGAGACGAGAUCGAAAUUAGCACGCCGACUCUUCCUCUGGUUCGGGCUUUAUUACUUGCCGCACUUUGCUACCAAUAUGACGACAGUAUCACGCUGGCUUCAGAUUGCUUCGAGAAAGCCAAGGCUAUGUUUGAUAAGAUCCUCUUUUUCCUUGGGGGCCUUGAUGGACUUGAAGAGAGACUUCCAGAUGAUGACUUUUGCGACUUAGCCCUGGCAAGCUGGGGCUUCUUCAAGUACGACCAGUUCUUCGCGUUUCUAGACCUUACAGACAGAAGCCCUGUUUUAGUACCUCUGGUGCGCUUGAAUCUGGGGCUAGUGCAGGAGAAAUACGGCAGACAAGCUGAGGAAAUUCUUUUCAAGAAGCAGUCAUGUAUCAAUUUCAAAGCUCAAGCUUCCAACCUGCAAUGUUCUUCCGUCGCUUUUGAGCCUCUACUCGCAAUGCUUCGAGCAUUUAAAGCCCUACAGAUACCCACAGACCUGAUAUCUGGGGAGGUAACCUACCCUAUCGCUUACUUUCAGUGUGUACAUUGUUACGCAUACAUUUACUACCAAACUGUCUCUAUAUGCCGGUCUCUUCCCUAUGAAGCCCCACAAGAUCUUUGCGCGGAGCUUUCCCAAUGUGCGGAGAAUUACAGAGGCCUUGUUAUCGAGGCCCGGGAACAGUUAGAGACUCUUCAAAACUUGGAAAGGAGUCGCCUCAUAACAUUGUAA